GCUUGCAGUGGUCAGUGUGGUUAGAGGAGGAGGUUGGAGUUGCUGUCAGUGCGGGCGGAGAGCAGAGACUGUCAGGUUCCUCAUUCUCUGUACGAUGGACCUGCUCGUAUACAUUGGCUGUUUGCUCAUCUUGUUUCUGCUCUGGAUUAAAACAAAAGGAUUAGAAUAUGUCCUUGUCCACCAGCGCUGGAUUUUCGUUUGCCUCUUCUUGCUUCCCCUCUCUGUUGUGUUUGAUUUGUAUUACUACGUGCGAGCAUGGCUGGUAUUUAAAAUGUGCAGUGCACCCAAACUCCAUGAUCGCCGGGUGAAGGAUAUCCAAGAGCAGGUGCGUCAGUGGAAAGCAGAAGGGACUAAACGUUUUAUGUGCACUGGAAGACCGGGUUGGCUAACAGUGUCCUUGCGCGUUGGGAAAUACAAGACCACCCACAAGAACAUAAUGAUCAAUCUCAUGGACAUUCUGGAGGUGGACACAAAGAGGCAGGUUGUGCGUGUGGAACCAUUAGUCAAUAUGGGUCAGGUGACUGCUUUACUCAAUUCACUUGGCUGGACACUUCCAGUUUUGCCAGAACUUGAUGACUUAACUGUUGGUGGUCUAAUCAUGGGAACAGGCAUUGAAUCCUCGUCCCAUAACUUUGGUCUAUUCCAGCAUAUCUGCUUGGCGUACGAGCUUGUCCUUGCUGAUGGAAGCCUUGUGAGGUGUACCCCAACAGAAAAUUCUGACCUUUUUUAUGCUGUCCCAUGGUCUUGUGGCACCCUCGGAUUUCUGGUUGCUGCCGAAAUAAAGAUCGUUCCUGCUAAAAAGUACGUCAAACUACACUACACUCCAGUGAAAGGCUUGGACAAGAUCUGUGAGAAGUUUUCCAGAGAGUCAAAGAACAAAGAUAACUACUUUGUGGAGGGACUUGCUUACUCUGCAGAUGAAGCCGUUAUAAUGACUGGUGUCCUAACUGAUGAUGCACAGCCUGAGAAGGUAAACAAGAUUGGACAUUAUUGGAAGCCAUGGUUUUUUCGUCAUGUUGAGACAUACCUGAAGAAAAAUCAUGAUGGAAUAGAGUACAUACCUUUGCGCCAUUACUAUCACAGGCACACAAAAAGUAUCUUCUGGGAGCUGCAAGACAUCAUUCCUUUUGGCAAUCAUCCAAUCUUUCGUUACCUCUUUGGCUGGAUGGUUCCUCCGAAAAUCUCAUUAUUAAAGCUCACCCAGGGAGAGACUAUUCGAAAACUGUAUGAACAACAUCAUGUGGUGCAGGACAUGCUGGUCCCAAUGAAAUGUCUAAAGCAAGCGAUCACGGUGUUCCACAAUCAGAUCAACGUUUACCCACUUUGGCUGUGCCCCUUUAUACUGCCAAGCAAUCCUGGCAUGGUACACCCCAAAGGGAACGAGACAGAGCUGUACGUGGAUAUAGGGGCAUAUGGCGAGCCAAGAACGAAACAUUUUGAUGCUAAAGCUUCCAUGCGACAACUGGAGAAGUUUGUCAGGGAUGUCCAUGGGUUCCAGAUGCUGUAUGCCGAUUGUUAUAUGAGUCAGGAGGAAUUCUGGGAAAUGUUUGACGGAUCAUUGUAUUGGAAGCUGCGAGAGAAAUUAAAUUGCAAUGAUGCUUUCCCUGAGGUUUAUAAUAAAAUCUGCAAAUCAGCACGGCACUGACAUAACAAAUACCGAAAAAGGAGAAAUCGGACACUUUAUUUUACACUUCGUUACAUCCGAGAACUGAAGCUUUUAUAAUAAAUGUAAUGUUUUUUGGAGCUACAAGCAAAACAAAGAUCUGGUUAACUAGUCCUGCCUUGUCUCUGCUGAACUUAUUCAACUAGUUCUGCUUUGACUCAUCUGGAUUUGGUCAACCAUUCUUGUCGAUAUAAGUCUAGUGGUUCUGUUAUGCCUCUACUGGAUCUGGGCAGAAGAUCUGUUUGGACAAAGGAAGUCUUUGGUCAUAUAUUUAUUUAAUGUAAAUAUGAGAUCUCGCAAUUAUUGGAAGCUCCAAUGUAUUAUGACUUAAAAGGGCUAACAUUGCAAGAAAAACUAAAUAUCCCUGCAAACCAUUUUAAUUUGACCUUUUAUUGACAUUUUGUACCAAAUAAAUGCUUUGUAACUGUUUAAAA
Messenger RNA from Pelobates fuscus (common spadefoot toad), 2097 nucleotides. RefSeq names its product 24-dehydrocholesterol reductase (gene DHCR24). Gene Ontology annotation, biological process: steroid metabolic process. Gene Ontology annotation, molecular function: FAD binding; Delta24(24-1) sterol reductase activity. Lineage: Eukaryota; Metazoa; Chordata; Amphibia; Anura; Pelobatidae. Bases 95 to 1645 code for a protein of 516 amino acids. The transcript has 10 exons. Gene Ontology annotation, cellular component: membrane; cytoplasm. The record is from RefSeq and is a predicted model, not a curated record.